Molecule: messenger RNA, 575 nt
Organism: Paramecium pentaurelia
Lineage: Eukaryota; Ciliophora; Oligohymenophorea; Peniculida; Parameciidae
Source: the annotation of a GenBank genome assembly
GUAAUGUUCAAAAACAACUUCUAUUCAUAUGUUGGUGGUACAAGAUCAGACAUUGCUAUGAGUAUUGAAUCAUACUUUGAAGUGAUGGAGGUCCUUUUGGAUUAAUAUUUAAGUAGAGAAGUAAUCAAUGGCUAUCUUAAUAUCUCUAGAUGUUGUUCAAUUUCAAAAACUGCAGUCAAGUAUUGAAUGAUAUUGUUGUAUCUGCACCUUUGGCCUUUUUGCCAUUUUCACUUAUAGGAACAUAAUGGUUGUUUGCAGGUGCCAAUAGAAAAGGUGCUAAUAAAGCUUAUGGACCAAUCCUUGCUUCUGUUCAUAUGUUGGUAUUAUGGAGAGCAUAUACUGCCCCAAUUCCAAAUAAAUUAUUUACUAAAAUCAUUGCAGAUCCUACAGUUGAUGGAUAAUACAUUAGGUAUAAAUUUAUAAAUCAUUUAAGAACAUAAUUAUCUGUAAUGAAACCUGGAUUGUGGUCAGUUUUAAGUAGAGAAUUGUAUCACAAGGGAUAUAGAUUCCCAGAAAUGUUGGAAUUCAAGACUGCUACUGAAUUCCCAACUGGAUUUGUUAAACCAUAUUGAUGG